AUGUCUGCGGUUUCCGCUCAGCUCUGCCUUAUUUGCGGAGAAAUUGCCGAUUCCAUUCACUUUGGAGCACUUUCAUGCAGGUUUUAUAUCAAAUUCAUAUCAGGUUUUCCACAUAAACUCGCUAUUUUAAGAGCGUGUGCCGCCUUUUUCCGUCGAAAGUUGCCGCUAAUCAGAAGAUGGUCAGGAGGUGUGCGGGGGCGUGCAAACUCGAAAACCAAGUGCUCCGCCGGUUGUGUGCCAGUUGUCGGUACGAAAAGUGCCUAAAGGCCGGCAUGAAACCGUCCGCCGUGCUUUCGAGAUUGCCAAUCAAGUCAGAAGACGUCCCUUCGACCUCAAAACCUCAUAAAAGUCUUCUGGAGCAGCUGAAGGAUGCGUACGGGAGAUUCGAGAACGCAAGGAAAAUCGCUUCAAGCGAGAGGUAAGAAUCGUGAAUUCUGUCAGCAAUUGAGUGGUUUUUCUUCAGGAAAACCACGUUCCAAAACUUUGCAACUACAAAGAAAUGAAUGAAAUGUGCUUCGUCGACGUCAAACUUCUCUUGGAAAACUUCAUACCGUUCUUCCGAACGAACGUGCCGACGGACGAGGAACAACAAAAGUACCUCGUGGCACACUUUUGGUCCCUUUCGUGAUGUUGGACGGUGCAUUUAGAUCCACGAGUAAGACUGAUCCUCUGGCUUCGAUCAUCCGUCUUUGCAGUUUCAGAAAGUGACGUGUUCCUCCUGCCGAGUGGUGAUUUUGUGGAUAUCCGACAGCUGGAGCAGUACUAUCAGAAUCCGGAUGAGGAGGACGACGAGAAGGCGAAGCAUGCUCGGUUGUGGGUGAUAGUUUGUGAAUUGAAAUGAACGCUCACUUCCAGAAUACUUGAACCGUAUUGGAAACUGACCAAACAGACUAUCCGACGACAUUUGAGGGAAGUCAAACUCGAUCUUUCCGAGUUCCUUCUUCUCUCCGCUCUCAUUUAUUGGGAUUUCGGUGAGUCUUCAUCCCUUGUUUCAUUUUUAACUGCUUAUUUCCCCUUAGGACUUGUAAACCAAUCGGAUGAGUGCAUAGAAAUGUGCAAAUUGAUGAGAUCGAGAGUUCUGGAAGAGCUGACCAACUACGAGAAGAGCAUCCACUCAACGACGACCAUCCGAUGCGAGUCGGCGAGAUUGUGA
Caenorhabditis sp. 36 PRJEB53466 is the source of this 1153-nucleotide messenger RNA. NCBI's taxonomy places the organism in Eukaryota, Metazoa, Nematoda, Chromadorea, Rhabditida, Rhabditidae. The record is from the annotation of a GenBank genome assembly.